AUGCUACCAAUACUUAAAAAACCAUCGAUUCAAAGUACUAUUUUUCUUCGAUGCUUAUAUUCUACGAAUUCUCAUAUUAUCAGAAAUGGAUCUUUUAGACGCAUUAGGCAUCCAACCUAUAAUGACCAAAACUUAAAUUCUUAUAACAAUGCUUAUCAAAAUAAUUCUUUUAAUCAUUCAACUAAGGAUAACGGAAACAAUAAUAACUCAUUCAAUUAUGGAAAUAGCCAGUCAGCAACAAUCAUUCAACCAUACCACCCCGUUGUACAAACAUUACUCAAAGAACCAACCAUUGUGAUUGAAAGACAAAUUGAAAUGAUGAAUAUAUUCUUAGGCUAUGAGCAAGCUAAUAAGUAUGUAAUAAUGAAUACAAUGGGUAAUAAAAUUGGUUAUAUAAUGGAAAGAGAUUUUUCCAUUAGCAAGAUGAUAAUGAGACAAUUCUCUAAAUUACACAGACCUUUUACGGUAGAUAUAUUUGAUAAUUGGGGAAAUGUAGUUCUAACCAUUAGAAGACCAUUUUCUUGGAUUAACUCUCAUAUCAAAGCUUUAUUACCACCAUUAACAGUUGAACGUAAUGGACAACCAGUCAAUAUGCAUGAUAAUAACGGUACUCUUAUAGGGGAAUCUAUUCAAAGUUGGCAUUUAUGGAGACGCCGUUAUGAUUUAUUUACUAACAGCUUUAAAGAAGAAGCAACUGCUGAUAAUAACAAUUAUAACAAUGCUAGUUUUGAUCAAUUUGGGGCCAUAGAUGCUCCAUUUUUAUCUUUUGAAUUCCCAGUACUAGACCAAUCUAAUAAAGUGAUUGCUGGUGUUGACAGAAACUGGGUAGGUUUAGGCCGAGAGUUUUUCACUGAUACAGGUGUGUAUAUUAUCAGAUUCAAUUCCCAACAGAGUUUUGAAGGUGUAUAUUCUAAAGAACAAUUGAGUAAUCAUGUUCUUAACUUAGAUCAAAGGGCAGUAUUAUUAGCCAAUGCUAUUUCAAUUGAUUUCGAUUAUUUUUCAAGACACUCUCGUACUACUGGGGGAGGGCUAUUUACUUUUGGCAGUUAUGAUGAGUGA
Messenger RNA from Henningerozyma blattae CBS 6284, 1059 nucleotides. It is a transcript of the gene AIM25, whose product is annotated as Aim25p. The transcript has a single exon. Gene Ontology annotation, molecular function: phospholipid scramblase activity. The record is from RefSeq and is a predicted model, not a curated record. Lineage: Eukaryota; Fungi; Ascomycota; Saccharomycetes; Saccharomycetales; Saccharomycetaceae. Gene Ontology annotation, cellular component: plasma membrane. Gene Ontology annotation, biological process: plasma membrane phospholipid scrambling. Bases 1 to 1059 code for a protein of 352 amino acids.